AUGGCCAACGAUUCUACCGUCUCCUGGGCAGAGGACGCCUUCGGACCGGCCAGUCACGUGCGUGGGUUUGACUUCACGGUGACCUUCGAGCAGGUGGUCCUGUCGAUUAUCCCAUCCACAGUCUUGCUGCUGGCAGGACCACCUAGACUGCUCUAUCUCACUCGGUGCCCUUCCAAAACUUGCUCUCAACAGAACAAAUAUCUCUGCAAGCUGGUGAGGAUGACCUCCCUCACAGAGUGCUUCAGUAUCCCCGCUGCUGUGACUGAUGAAUGCCAGGUCACCUCGUCAAUAAACCUCGUUCUACAACUUUCCUUAUUGGUGUUAUGGAGCGUGUCGCCAUCCUCACGGACCUCAACGACCAUCCCAGCCGCCUCUCUAAGCCUCGCCAACGCGAUUGUAAUUAUUGGGCUCUCCUAUAUCGAGGACCGCAAGUCAACGAGGCCCUCUUCCCUCCUGACCAUUUACCUACUGCUAUCAAUAUUAUUCGAUGCAAUACAGGUUCGUACAUCAUGGCUGACGCAUCAAAUCCCCAUGGCAGCGGUCCAGAGCGCCAUUACCGGGACAAAACUCGCCAUGUUACUGUUGGAGAUGCGAGAGAAGACCUCUUAUCUCCAGCCCCCGUACAGGAACUAUCCCCCGGAGGCAACUAGCGGCAUCGUUAAUCUCAGCUUUGUCUGGUGGAUAAAUCGGCUUUUCAUGACAGGGUACCGAAAGCUCAUGGGGAAUCGAGACCUUUAUGAUCUUGAGCCUGGGCUUGCCUCUGGCCCUGCGGGCGAACGACUGAAGAGAAUGUGGGAGAAACACGGGGGCGCAAAAAGCAAGCUCACGCUACCUUGGGUCUUUGUCCGCUGUUUCUGGAUGGAGUUUCUUGCCGUAAUGUGGCCUCGAGUGUGCUUGAUUGGAUUCAGCUUCGCUCAGCCUUUUCUGAUUAUGGCGGCAGUCCAGCAUAUAGAGCGACCGGUGACUACAGAGACCCGGGAUCAUGGCUAUGGCCUCAUUGGGGCCACCUUCCUGGUUUAUCUGGGUAUCGCGUUCUCGAAUGUCCACUAUAGACAGCGCUUCUCGCGGGUAUCCACGUUAUUCCGGGGCGCAAUGAUUGCGUUAAUUCAUGACCGGACAUUAGCACUCCAGGAUGGUCUCUACACAGAAAGUGCCGCACUCACUUUGAUGAGUACUGAUGUUGAUGGCAUCAUUGAACAUUUGGAGAACAUGAAUGACGUCUGGGCCCGCACGGUAGAAAUGACUAUUGGCAUAACUUUGCUUGGUAUCCAACUCGGGGCGACUUGCAUCGUUCCAUUACUCCUUACACUGGAAGUUGGUGGCAAAUUCCAUUGGAAACGACCAACAGAACUGGAACCUGGAGAUUCAGAAGAGGGUCAAGAAUACCUCAGCCGUCCUGGGUACCAUGAAGGCAAUCAAGGUCUCGGGCUUUCGAAAGCGCUGGCCCAAAACCUGCAAGAGCACCGUGAACGGGAGCUUUUUGUAUCUCGAGCAUUUUUCAAAGGAAUAAUGUGGCUCAACGGUUUAGCAACUUUGCCCCGAAUAUGGUCCCCCGUCAUCACCUUCACCGUCUAUGCGAUUCAAGCACGGAUCCGAGGUGACGACUCUCUAACUACGGCGAGAGCAUUUACCGCGCUAAGUAUCAUCACUCUUGUUACAACGCCUGCAGAAAAGCUCCUCGCCGUUUUACCACAGCUAGCGGCAGCCAUGGGAUGCUUUCAGCGCAUUCACGAGUACAUAAUAUCCGACCCAGUCAAGGACGGUAGAUUAGGACGUACUGAGGUCCUAACGUUAAAUUCAGCGAUCUCUUCGGCCAACGCAAAUGAAAAAGGAUUCACACCGCGAACUGACGAUGAAGAGCAAGGAAUUGCUAUCGAAUUGGACAACGUCACAGUGCUGCCUUCACCGAAAGCAAUAUCUGUCGCCCUGAAACAUGUGUCUUUCAAAGUAAGGAAGGGGAGUCUACUAGUAGUAACCGGUUCUAUCGGUUCAGGAAAGACAACUCUACUCAAGACUAUCCUAGGAGAACUUGGCUGUCAGUCAGGGACUGUCGGUGUCGGAUCGAAGCGUAUCUCCUAUUGCAGCCAGAAUCCCUGGUUGCUGAAUACAACAGUCAAGAAAAGCAUCACUGGUCUCGCAGAUCACAAAGUGGAUGAGAAGUGGUAUCAAACCGUCAUACGUUCAUGCUGCUUAGAGGAGGACAUUCGUCGCUGGCCCAACGGAGAUCAGAGUAAAGUCGGAAGCAAAGGCCUUACUUUAUCAGGUGGACAAAAGCAAAGGGUGGCAUUGGCUCGUGCGGUAUACAGUCGCCAGGAAAUAGCUUUGCUAGAUGACACCUUAUCCGCCUUGGACAUGCACACCCAGGAGAUGAUCAUUGCACGAAUCCUUUCAAAUGAGGGGAUAUUUCGACAACUGGGAACCACAGUGGUCCUAACAACCCACAACCCCCAACUGCUUAAGGUGGCAGACAGUGCAUUAUCACUUAGUGCAGAUGGGCAGGUCGAGCUUCAGAUGACGGGCAGGGAUGCCAUUCAAUACGGAGCUAUUAUUCGUGGAAAAGAAGAUACGGAUGUUGGAGAGGGCCAUCUACAUGAAAAGACCUGGGAUAAGGCAGCCGGCUCGUCAAACGAUCCUGCGAAUGAGGUGGAAGAUGAUGACCGAACCAGACAAACUGGUGAUUUAUCGGUGUACUACUACUACGCACGAAUUGUUGGUCCAUUUCUCUGUACCGUGUUUCUCCUUGCCCAUGCCUUGCUAGCCUUCGCCGAGAACUUUCCGCGAGUAUGGCUAAGCAGGUGGACCGAGGCAGGCGGCAGCCAACUUCCAUUAUACCUAUCCGUCUAUAUUGUUUUGGCCCUAGCAGCAUCAGUGCUUGUCUUAGGCUGCAUCUGGGUCAUUUUCCUUAACCUGAUGCCGAAGUCGGCUAUCCGUUUGCAUUGGCGCCUGCUGACCGCCGUCGUUCGAGCACCUUUAUCCUACUUCUCCACGACGGAUAGUGGAGUGACACUCAACCGUUUCAGCCAGGACAUGACAUUGGUAGAUCUGGCAUUGCCUAUAUCUCUAAUGUCUUUGGGACAGUCGUUUUUCGGAUGCAUCGCCACCGUGGGCUUGAUCGCAACAGGCUCAGCAUACAUGGCCAUCACGAUACCUGUGACACUGGUGGUGCUGUAUUUAUUGCAGAAGAUAUACCUUAAGACCAGUAGACAGCUACGAUACCUCGACCUGGAGUGCCGAAGUCCCCUGUAUUCCCACUUUGUCGAGGUUCUCGAUGGACUGCCCACGAUCCGGGCGUUUGGUUGGCAGGUCGCAUCGACUGAGGUUCUGAUUCAGCAUCUGGACCAGUCCCAAAAGCCAUACUACAUGCUUUUAUGCGCGCAGAGGUGGUUGAACCUGGUCCUGGAUAUUGUGGUGAUGGCAUUAGCGACCAUUGUGGUAACACUAGCCGUGGAGUUACAUGAGAGCACCAAUGCAGGCCUUCUCGGCGUUGCCUUGAACAAUAUUCUGGGGUUCAAUCAGCUCCUAUCGUUCUUCAUUACGUCGUGGACUACCUUUGAAACCUCUCUCGGAGCAAUUGCCCGCGUCAAGUCCUUUGUAGAGACCACGCCGUCUGAGUUUCGGCCUGGUCAAAUUUCAGAACCACCAAUGUCCUGGCCUGAGCAGGGAGCAAUCCACAUCCAGGGCCUCUCUCUUUCCUACCCCAAUGGGACAUCAGCGCUGCAUGAUAUUUCGAUGUGCAUCACACCAGGGGAGAGAAUUGGUGUCUGUGGCCGUACAGGCAGCGGUAAAACUUCUUUCAUACUCGCUUUACUUCGCCUUGUAAACCCAUCACACGGCACGAUCACCAUUGACGGGGUUAACAUCGAAAGCGUCUCCCCAGCAGCAAUCCGCGAGGCACUAAUAGCCGUCCCACAAGACCCAUUCACGCUUCUAGGCUCCGUGCGGUACAACACGGACAUCAUGGGCGUUUCCAACGACGAAGACAUCACAUCUGUAUUAACGCAAGUAGGCAUCUGGGAGGCCAUUGAAGCCCGAGGAGGUCUGGAUGCCAUCCUGGAGGAUCACCCAUUGUCUCAAGGAGAACAGCAGUUAUUCUGCCUAGCACGGGCCAUUCUCAAGAAACGAACCUGCCAAAGUGGAUAUCAGGUGCUGAUCUUGGAUGAGGCCACCAGCAACCUUGAUAGCGAGAUGGAUCGUCGCACCCAGCAGGUACUAAAGGCUGCCUUUGACGGCUGUACGGUUAUCAGUGUAGCUCACAGGCUGGACACAAUUAUCGAUUUCGACAGAAUCGCCGUCCUAGACGCGGGACGUCUGGUUGAGUUUGACAAACCACAGCGCCUUCUCGCCAAAGAUGGGCUUUUCCGAAGGAUGGUCUCAGCAUUCGAGGAACAGGGGUUGGAUGGAUUAUAA
This is a messenger RNA of Aspergillus bombycis, 4407 nucleotides long. RefSeq lists its product as uncharacterized. Gene Ontology annotation, molecular function: ATP binding; ABC-type transporter activity; ATP hydrolysis activity. The record is from RefSeq and is a predicted model, not a curated record. The coding region runs from base 1 to 4407 and encodes 1468 amino acids. Gene Ontology annotation, cellular component: membrane. The transcript is spliced from 10 exons. NCBI's taxonomy places the organism in Eukaryota, Fungi, Ascomycota, Eurotiomycetes, Eurotiales, Aspergillaceae. Gene Ontology annotation, biological process: transmembrane transport.